Molecule: messenger RNA, 1906 nt
Organism: Sphaerulina musiva SO2202
Lineage: Eukaryota; Fungi; Ascomycota; Dothideomycetes; Mycosphaerellales; Mycosphaerellaceae
Product: putative isomerase YbhE
Exons: 2
Coding region: 510-1769 (419 amino acids)
Molecular function (GO): protein binding; 6-phosphogluconolactonase activity
Source: RefSeq, a predicted model, not a curated record
GGCUGAUUCAUCACGCCGCAAUCCAUCGGUUCGCUCCUGUCUGGUUUCCGUUUUCCAUUCGGUCCAACUUACCCAAUCUACCACACCGCCGUCCCCUUUUAGUUCUACUGUACCUACCUUAAUAAUACAGCAAUCCUGUCCCGGCCCGUUGUUCCUGCAUAAAGUGAGAGGUACCUACCCGCCUUGUGAACGUUCACUAAACUCAGGUACUCGGGUAUAAGACGACGACGAACUUCGCCAAAAAGAGAAAACCAAAACGGUCCGACUUGGCGAGGCGAAACCAAAAAACGUAUUAAAAAUCAAGCAUUAUUGAAGAACAUCGCCAGUGACCUACGCCCAGCGUUGCUUGGAAGGAAGUAAUAAGAUCGCGUGGACAGUGGCCGUAACAUAUCUCAUCUCAUCUCAACUCAACCAACCAACCACCUCUUGACGAAAUCCCCCCAAGAGAGAGAGGGAGAGAGAGAAAAACAAAAGUACAUACGGCAAAUCACAUCUCCAGACCACCCAUCAUGCGCCUCUCCUCUCCCACCUCUCCAACUCUCCUCGCCCUAGCCGCAACAGCAGCUUCGGCCUUGAACCUCUUCGUAGCCGACUACAGCGGCUCCAUCACCACCCUAUCCCUCAGCGAAUCCAACAGCUCCUACACCCUCGACAAAACCUUUGAAACCACCGCCUGUGGACCCAGUCCCGCCUGGCUCACCCUCGACGUCAACCGCGGUCUCCUCUUCUGCGUCAACGAAGGCAUCACCACCCCCAACGGCUCCCUCUCCUCCUUCACCAUCAACGCCAAUGGCAGUUUACAUUUGAUUUCCAAUCUCACCACCCUCGGAGGACCCGUGAGUUCGGCUUUGUAUGGGAAUCCUGCUGCCGCCGAACAUGGCAUUGUCUUGGCGCAUUAUGGGGGUUCGGCCGUUUCCACCUUUACGGUUUCUGCCGGCGGGAAUUUGACAUUGAAUGAGGAGUUUGUGUUUGAGGAUAUGCCGAGUCCUGGACCGGAUCCGGAGCGCCAGGAUAAACCUCAUCCGCAUCAGGCAUUGUUGGAUCCGACGGGGCAGUAUAUUCUUGUUCCGGAUUUGGGCGCGGAUUUGGUUCGUAUUUUUGGUUGGGAUGUGGCGGAUUUGAAGUUGAAGGAAUUGGAGCCUCUGGUGGCAGACCCUGGCUCCGGUCCACGCCACAUUGCCUUCUGGACCCCCCAAAACAUCCCCGGUGGAACAACAUACAUGUACCUCGUCGAAGAACUUUCCUCUCGCGUGGCCGGCUACGCCGUGCAAUACUCCACCGACUACUCCGGUCUAUCCUUCAACCCCAUCGGCUCCCAAAGCACUCUAGGCUACCACAACCUCGUCCGCCGCAACGCCCCGGCCGAAAUCCAAAUCUCACCCGAUAACAAAUUCCUCCUCGUCUCCAACCGCAACUCCACAGCUUUUACCCUUCCCGACCCCGAAAUCGGCCCCUCGGACUCCAUCAGCACGUUUCAACUCUGCCCCAACACUGGUAGUUUGUCCGCGCGUCAUCAUCAACUCUCUCCCUCGGGCGGUCUCUAUCCUCGACAUUUUGCUACAAAUUCUGCGGGGAAUUUGGUCGCCGCGGCUUUACAACUGAGUGGUUCUGUCGUGAUUUUGGAACGUGAUACUGCGACGGGGUUGAUGAUGUUGGAACCCGUGGCGAGAAUUGCUAUUCCGGCAAAUGUUACGACGGUCAUGUGGGAUGAGGUUGCGAGGAGUGGGGUUACCGGGUUGACGGGCAUGGGGGUGGGGUUGGGGUUUUAGUUGGGAGAAUACGUGUAGGGGGGUGGGUAUGAUGACGAUGACGAUGACGAUGAUGAUGAUGAUGAUCAAGUUCACGAGUGUGAAGAGAGUGAAGAGAGGGAAUAGAGCAGAGAGACAUAUGAGUAUGUACAUACCUG